CUACCGCGCGAGGAGGUGUACUCCUGGAAGUGGCGAAGUGAUGUGAGGGUGGAACUUAACUGGGAUUACCUCCAAACACGAUGACGUUAAUGGAGAAGGGGACGUUGAUACGAAACACACAUAUUUACAUUCGACUGCUGAGAGUGAUCGAAAUAUAAAGCUCGAUGAAUCAACAAACUGGCUCAUAACCCAAUCAUAACGAUGAUCCGGACAAUUUUUAUACUAGAGUCCACAAAAUGAUAAUCGAAAAGGAGAACCUCCUACUAUAUCUCAAGCUGUUUCUAGUUCGUUAUAGCUGUUUCAGAUUUACGAUUUGAAAAUUGUUUAUCUAGUAAUUGUUCAAGUUUUCUAUACUAUUUAAACAUUUUUGUCUAUUAUAAAUGAGCUUUUAACCCUAAGCCCCUUGACCACCGGAGCCUGUAAUAUGAAAUGAGAGGUUAGACGGGAUGGGAAGACGAUGUCACGUGACCACACACUCGCACGCACAUGCACACACUGUGUCUGCUAAAAGACUUUGUCUGCUGUUCUGCAACAACGCUGUCUUGCUAUUGUACGUGCUGAGCCUAGGAGAGCCCAAGACUUUGACAAGAGUUGUACAGACCAAGUACGGAAAACUACAGGGAUUCCUCAGACCAUUGCCUUCACCACUCAAACCUAUUGAGGUGUUCCUGGGAGUCCCGUACGCUACGCCACCUGUUGGAGUAAACAGAUUUAGCCCUACAAGAACGCCGGGACCGUGGUCUGGAGUGCGGUUAGCGGACAACUUCAGCCCGGUCUGUCCGCAACACCUUCCUCGACUUGACAACGAGACGUUAGAGAACAUGCCGCGUCAGAGACUGGAGAUGAUACGGCGACUGUUCCCGUUGCUGAAGAACUACAGUGAAGACUGUUUAUACCUCAAUGUCUACGCACCAAUGCAAGAAGGGAGUGUACAAGCCAGGCUGCCCGUGUUGGUGUUUAUACACGGAGGAUCUUACUUAUGGAACAGUGGGAAUAUAUAUGAUGCUGGUGUGUUAGCUAGCUACAGCCAAGUGGUGGUGGUCACCAUCAACUACAGGCUCGGAGUGUUAGGUUUUCUCAACGCCAACAUGGCGCCCUACUCGUCAGCCAGAGUUGCCAACUACGGACUGAUGGACCAGGUGGCAGCCCUGCACUGGGUACAGCAGAACAUAGCAGCUUUUGGUGGGGAUCCUGACAAUGUAACUCUGCUGGGACACGGGACUGGAGCUGCUUGUAUACAAUUCCUUAUUAUGUCACCAACCGUGAUGCCAGGUUUAUUCCAUCGCGCCGUGCUUCUCUCAGGGUCCGCCCUCAGCAGCUGGUCCCUAGUAGAAGACCCUGUCUACUGGGCCGUGCGUCUCGCCAGACAACUAGACUGUCCUGUGCCAGACGAUCUCCUAGCAGACCACGAGACCAUUGUAGACUGUCUGAGAGAAGUGCCUCUGGCCAAACUGAUGAAAGCAGACAUCCAAUCUCCAGCACACCUCUCCUCCUUCGGCCCCAGCGUGGACGGCGUCGUCAUCAAACACAACUUCCGCAAAGAGAUGCUGACUGUUAGUGGGUACAACCCAUCCAGUGACUCUCCCUUCAACAGUUACGACCUACUACUAGGGGUCGUGUCCAACGAGGUGCUUUCUAGGUUCUCCCUUAAAGAUCUUAGAGCCGGAUUCGACGUUCAGCGGAGGGAUAAAAUAUUAAGGACUUAUAUCCGAAACGCGUAUAAUUAUCAUUUAUCGGAGAUCUAUUACUCGGUUGUGAAUGAAUACACAGACUGGGAUAGAAGUGUGGACCCGCUAGCGGUGUUGGGAGCUACUGUAUCUGCGCUGGGGGAUGCGCUGUACAACGCUCCCUUAGUACAGACUGGGGAUAUGCUUAGCACACCGCCGCUACCCAGUGGACAGCUGUCACCGACGAGGGCGCGCACGUUCUUCUUUGUGUUCGACUACCAGACCAAAGAUGAGGACAAUUCGCAGGUAAACAUCAGUGGUGCCAUGCAUGGUGAGGAGUUGCCCUAUAUAUUUGGUGCUCCUCUGAUCAAUUCGCUCAAGCCUUUCCGAGGUAACUUCUCCAGCUACCAGGUCGCACUCUCGGAGUCUUUGAUGCUCUUCUUCGGCAACUUCGUCCGAUCAGGAGAUCCAAAUGAGUACGAGGACAACAACGCGUUUCUUGCUGUGUCUAAAGAACGCAACAGAUAUCGAGCCUUAGUGUGGGAAGAAUAUGACAUCGCUCACCAGAAGUACCUUGAAAUAGGACUCCGGACUAGAGUCAAGAGCCACUACAGAGCACACCAGUUGUCACUAUGGCUACGUCUCAUCCCUGAGCUUCACAGAGCUGGUGCUCAGAGUUCCAACCCAAACCACAACCAGCUGCAGCAUCACGAAGAUGCUCAGCUGUACGAGGGCAUCGUCAGACCCGACCAGCUGUUUACUCCUGUCUCCAUCACGACGACCACACUCGAAGACCUUCCUCAAACCACAGAGGCCACAUCUACUUGUGUCAGUGUCGAGACACCCGUCCAGCCGCCCAACACUUCAGAACCUCUCAACGUGGAGUUCGGUUACGAAGCUUACUCCACAGCGCUCACUGUCACCAUUGCCAUCGGAUGUUCUCUCCUCGUCCUUAACAUUCUCAUAUUCGCGAAAGUCUACCAUAAAAAGGACACAAAGAAGCCGUUGGAAGAGAAUAAGUUGUCGUCAGCUAGUGUUAUUGUGGAUAUGGAGAGGGACUCGGUGUUCUCGAGUGGGUCUUUGGAGAAGACUCCUUCCCAACACUCCCUACACAAGUGUCACCACACAGUGCUUCCUCAUAUGAACAGUUUGCCCCUCAACCCUCCCAAUGGGAGUGUACAUAGAUACCUCCCCCCGGCCGAGAGCACUCCCCUCCUCCCGUUACCACUAGCGCAGUCUACAGGGUCAUUCAAAGUUCCUUCGGCAGCCAUCAAUGAAAUGAGAGUAUGAUGUUGGACGAACGCUCACGGAUAUUUUAAUAAUUAUAUUUUGUGGAAUA
Molecule: messenger RNA, 3006 nt
Organism: Macrosteles quadrilineatus (aster leafhopper)
Lineage: Eukaryota; Metazoa; Arthropoda; Insecta; Hemiptera; Cicadellidae
Product: neuroligin-4, Y-linked-like
Exons: 9
Coding region: 447-2957 (836 amino acids)
Biological process (GO): postsynaptic membrane assembly; presynaptic membrane assembly; modulation of chemical synaptic transmission
Cellular component (GO): synapse; postsynaptic membrane; cell surface
Molecular function (GO): neurexin family protein binding; signaling receptor activity
Source: RefSeq, a predicted model, not a curated record